CAGGCGGCGCCAUCGGGCCUCGGCGUCAUCGGAGGCAGCGUCGAUAAAUAAGCCGUAGAAGAAGACGCGAAGGCGGCACUGAGGAGAUCCGAAAAAUGUCUGCGCCCAAAAGCGUCCCCAAAGAUGCCCAGGUGAUGAUGCAGAUCCUGAAGGACAUGGGGGUCUCCGAGUACGAGCCCCGCGUCAUCAACCAGAUGUUGGAGUUCACCUACAGGUACGUGACGACCAUUAUUGAGGACGCCAAGAUUUACGCCACACACGCCAAGAAGUCCAACGUGGACGCAGACGACAUCAAGCUGGCCAUCCAGUGCCGGAUGGACCAGUCUUUCACGUCGCCGCCGCCUCGAGAUUUCCUGCUGGAAGUGGCCAGGCAGAAGAACCAGACUCCGCUCCCUCUCAUCAAACCCUACACCGGGCCCAGACUGCCCCCGGACCGCUACUGUCUGACCGCCCCCAACUACCGACUCAAGUUCCUCCCCAAGAAGGUGACGCCGUCGGCCGGGAGGAUCUCAGCACCUCGACUGAGCGUCGGCGCCAUCGCCAGCAGACCGACCACGCCCACGCUCGGUCUAGGUGGAGCACCAAAGGGCUUGCUGGAGCGCACAGACCGGACCGUCUACACAGGAAACGCCACCGUUCAGUCGGUCGGCGCCAAGGUCGGACCCCCGGUGUCGCUGACGGGUCAGAGGUUCACCGUGCAGAUCCCCCCUCCCUCACAGAGCAGCGCCAGCAAAAGCACCGCACUCACAACGCCCGCCACCUCCAACGUGCUCAUCAACCCGUCUCUGAUUGGCUCCAAGAACAUCCUCAUCACCACCAACAUGGCGGCACAGAACGCCGGCGUGGAGACGCUGAAGAGGAAGCACGAAGACGACGACGACUGACGGUUUGUGACCCUCCCCCACACCCACCAAAUGAGAAUCCACUUGCUGUCGGCAGCACACGAGCACGCUUGUUAAUUUCACCUUUAAUCAUAAAAACAAAGUGAAAUAAAAAAAAAACAAUGAAAUGAUUACAA
Entelurus aequoreus (snake pipefish) is the source of this 1018-nucleotide messenger RNA. RefSeq names its product TAF9 RNA polymerase II, TATA box binding protein (TBP)-associated factor (gene taf9). Gene Ontology annotation, cellular component: transcription factor TFIID complex; SAGA complex. The coding region runs from base 96 to 884 and encodes 262 amino acids. Gene Ontology annotation, molecular function: RNA polymerase II general transcription initiation factor activity; transcription coactivator activity; protein heterodimerization activity. NCBI's taxonomy places the organism in Eukaryota, Metazoa, Chordata, Actinopteri, Syngnathiformes, Syngnathidae. The transcript is spliced from 7 exons. Gene Ontology annotation, biological process: DNA-templated transcription initiation; RNA polymerase II preinitiation complex assembly. The record is from RefSeq and is a predicted model, not a curated record.